AAUUGAUGAAUAGUCGUUUCACACGGAGUAAAUUGCUUCUUUUCUCUUACUUUUUUUUGUGAUUUUGAUGGCAAUUCUCUGAGUGUUUAAACAGAAAAAAAAGUGAUUGAACUAUAUUUUCUCUUUCUUUCUUUAUUCUAAACAAUGGAAAUAAAUAAUGACGUUUGUUCGCUUGAUAAAAUAAACCAAGACAGUUUUGUCCAAUAUCUUAAAUCCCGCCAUCAUGCCAACUUGGUAUUUUCUCGAGUCAGCGAUGGUAUCCUUAUUGCUAUGCGCUCUGGUGUGGGUCAGUCCUUUGAAGAUUCUCAAGCAUAUGCUGCUGAAUACAAGAACACUUUAGUCACAAGUACUUUACCGCCUCAUGUUUUCCAAAUGGUCAAUCAAGUAUAUCUUCAUAUGCGAAGAACAAGCAUAGAUCAAUCCAUACUAUUAAGUGGUAGCACAGGCAGCGGAAAAACUGAAAUAUGUAGUUUGAUCCUUUCUCAUCUUGUAGCCCUCAGUAAUUCUAAAAAGGAAUCCAAAAUCCAGACUCAAAUACUCCAUACGCAGACCAUUUUAGAUGCAUUUGGACAUGCAAAAACAUCCAUGAAUCACCAUGCUUCUCGGUUUGGAAAGUACAUGGAACUCCAGUUCAAUGAACGGGGUCGAAUGGUGGGAUGCAAACUCUUGAAUUAUCUGUUGGAUAAGAAAAGAGUGGUUGAUCAAAAGACGACGGAAUGCAACUUUCAUGUGUUUUAUCUGCUUUUACAAGGCGCAUCAGCACAAGAAAAAUCAGCUCUUUUCUUACAAGAUCAUGUUACUUAUCCAUACACUAGACAAACAAGACCCUUUUCCUCUGAAGAAAGCAAAGAGCGAUAUGAAUCACUCAAGGCAUCCAUGAAGUAUCUUGGACUGGGCAAAAAGCACCAUGCAGGCAUCAUGCAGUUGAUUGCUUCUAUCUUACAUUUAGGACAACUUCAAUUUGUUGACGAUACAACCCUACAAGAAGCAGCUAUUGUAAAGAACUUGGAGACAUUAGAACUUGUCUCUGAAUUUCUGGGUGUAGAUCCAAGAGCUCUGGAGAACGCAUUGACUUACAAAACAACACUGAUCAAAAAAGACACGACGACGCUGAUUCUGAAUGCAGAACAGGCUGCUUUUCAAAGAGAUCAACUUGCUAUUGCUCUCUAUUCUCUUUUGUUUACCUGGUUAAUUGAACGUAUCAAUGCCAGACUAUGUCAUGACAAGUUUUUUACAUUUAUCAGUAUUUUCGAUUUGCCUGGAUGGUCCAACACAGAUCAAGCAGCCCCUUUUGAUACAUUUUGCCUGAAUUAUAGUCAUGAAAGAAUACAAGGUCAUAUUUUACACUAUAUCUUUGAGACAAGUGGCUCAGAGUAUACAGCAGACGGGUUUCAAUUGCCUGUCAUUCAGUACACGAAAAACACAGCAUGCAUAACCUUGUUUGAUCAACCUCGUCAUGGAUUGAUCGAUAUCUUGAAUAAGUUUUCGCGUAAAUUGGACAGUGAACCUAAUGAUCAAGCUGUGGUAGAGACAUGGACCAAGUAUCAAACAAACAAUACUGUUUUUAAAAGACUAAAUACAGACUUCAGUCUCUUCACUAUUCAGCACUUUGGUGGGACUCAGCUUUAUCAAAUAGAAGGGUUUAUUUCAAGUAAUCGAGAUGCCCUUAACUCUGAUUUUGUAUCUCUCUUUCGAGGUAGUUCAGAUACACCUCCCUCAACAAACAAUCUCUUGAUCAGCUUGUUCGAAGACACCUCCAUUUUCACUGAAACACAUCCAAAGAACAUAGACGCCAUCGUAAAUGCACAGCAAAUAAAUCAACCAAGUCGUAAACCUUCCAUGCGUCCUCGUACCAAUGAAGCCACUCAAGAAAAACAACAAAAAAAACAACAGACAGUUCUAGCACAAUUUUGCUCUUCACUUGAUGAUUUAUUGACCACAUUAAACGAUACCAUGCCAUGGUUUGUGUACUGUAUUCAGCCUCAUCCAAAAUCUGCUACCUCGCCCACACCUUCUGCAGGCUUUGAUACACAGUUUGUUCGAGCUCAGAUUCAAGCGAUGAAUUUGGUACCCAUUGCUCAACGGUUGCAAGUAGAAGCUUACAUGAAUAUAUUCACUCAUCAAGAUUUUUGUGAUCGAUACACAGAUAUAUUGCAACUAGAUCCUCGUAUGUCAGCUCGUGAUAAUUGUCAAGCCAUCAUCGACAUGUAUCACUGGCCAAGAGAACAAGCUGUAGUUGGUCAUUCCAAGAUCUUUUUAAGCGAUAAUGCAUGGCGAAGUCUAGAAGACAGAUUGCGUAUUACUGAAAAGGAAAGUCAACGAAAACAAAGAGAUGAAUCAAAACCUGGGCUCGUACAGUCCCGAGCAUUACUUGCUGAAGAGAACAUAUCCUUAGCUGACCAAGAUAGGCGUACCAUGGCUACUUCCUAUGGAUUGAAGCCUUCAGCAGAUAAACCCAUGAUGUCAAACUAUAGUCUGUAUUCAGAAGACCAGCGUUCGUUUGUUUCUGAAGAGCCCAACUCAAGUCCUUAUGAAACGGAAUCUCAACUGGGUUCAGAGAACUUUUAUAAUUCUUCUAGCUUUCUCGAGAUAAAAAGGAUGCCCUUGGAGACUGUAGAAGAAGUGCAAGAGCAAGAAAAAGAAGAGGUGACAGGUGUGCGUAAACGAUGGCUGAUGUUUGUUUGGUUUAUGACUUGGUGGAUUCCUACUCCCUUUAUGGUCUGGUGUGGACGCAUGAAGCGAAAAGAUAUUCAGAUUGCUUGGCGAGAGAAGUUUACUUUGUGUCUGAUCAUUUUUUUCAUGUCUGCUUUUGUGAUUUGGUUUCUUGUGUUUUUUGGUAAACUUGUAUGUCCUCAUCAAGAUGUGUUUUCGCUAUCCGAGCUUCAAGCCCAUAGUAAAGCAGAAAAUGCCUAUGUGGCUAUUCGUGGUGAAGUAUUUGAUCUGACCAAAUUUGCACCCCAUCAUUGGGCAAGCCAAGUCAUCCCCACGGAUGCAGUGAUGUCUUAUGGCGGCAAAGAUGCAAGUGAUCUUUUCCCUGUUCAAGUAUCCGCUUUAUGUGAAGGCGUAAAUGGCGAUGUAUCUGAUUUUGUAUCGCUGGACUAUCAUUUUAAUUUGACAGACACCAAUUCAAAUUACCAUGAUUUUCGUGCUUGGACAAGCGAUCCGCGUCCAGAUUGGUAUUUCGAAAAAAUGAUUUAUAUGCGCAAGAACUAUAAGAUCGGUACCAUGGGCUAUACAGAUAAAGAUGUCCAUCGGCAAGCAACGGAGCCUGUAGACGUAGGUGGUGUCAAGAGUACCAAAGUCUGGGCUAUCUUGAAUAGAAACAUUUAUGAUCUUACUUAUUAUGUAAGCGGUGGUCGUCGUAUCCAAGUACCAGAGGGCAUGGGUAUUCCUAACAAUGUGGAUACCAACUAUAUGUCAGAUGUCGUCGUCAACUUGUUUCGACAAAAAUCUGGAGAGGAUAUCACUCAGUAUUGGUCUGCUUUACCUUUAGACCCUCAAGUACGACAUCGUCAAGAAGUCUGCUUGAGAAACUUGUUUUAUGCUGGCUCGCUUGAUGAGCGUAAUUCGCCACGCUGUGUAUUUUCAGAAUAUUUACUUUUGAUUGUCACUGUCUUCUUGUGUCUAAUCAUUGUUUUCAAGUUUUUGGCAGCUCUUCAGUUCUCAACAAGACGCAUGCCACAAAGCUUUGACAAGUUUGUGAUCUGUCAAGUUCCUUGCUAUACAGAAGGCGAAGACGAAUUAAAAAAGACAAUUGAUUCUAUUGCAGCUCUACAGUAUGACGAUAAGCGAAAACUCUUGUUUAUCAUUUGUGAUGGUAUGAUUGUCGGUGGAGGUAAUGAUCGACCUACACCUCGUAUUGUCUUAGAUAUUCUGGGUGUUGACUCACACAUUGAUCCUGAACCACUCUCUUUCUUUUCCAUUGGUGAAGGUCAAAAACAACAUAAUAUGGGCAAGAUCUAUUCUGGUCUUUACGAAUGCCAAGGUCAUGUUGUUCCUUAUAUUGUUGUCUCCAAAGUGGGUAAACCAAGUGAACGUCAAAAGCCUGGAAACCGUGGUAAGCGUGACUCUCAAUUGAUCUUGAUGCGCUUCUUGAACAAAGUACAUUUCAAUGCGCCCAUGACGCCUAUGGAACUAGAAAUGUAUCAUCAGAUAAAAAAUGUGAUUGGUGUAAAUCCAAGCUUUUAUGAAUUUGUAUUGAUGGUGGAUGCAGAUACUGAAGUUGAAGCAGAUGGACUCAAUCGACUUGUGUCUUCGUUUGUACAUGAUGCAAAGAUCAUUGGCUUAUGUGGUGAAACGAAGCUGUCAAAUGAGAAAGAUACUUGGGUGACAAUGAUUCAGGUAUAUGAAUAUUUCAUUUCGCAUUAUAUGAUCAAAGCGUUUGAGUCCCUUUUUGGAUCCGUUACUUGUUUGCCUGGCUGUUUCUGUAUGUAUCGUAUUCGAUCACCUACCAAAAAUCAACCUUUACUCGUAUCCAAUCAAGUGAUUGAGGAAUAUCAAGUGAACAGAGUAGACACAUUGCAUAAAAAGAACUUGUUGCAUUUGGGUGAAGAUAGAUACUUGACGACACUUAUCUUGAAGCAUUUUCCUACUUACAAGACCAAGUUUGUUCCUGAUGCAAAGUGUGCGACAAAUGCGCCUGAUAGAUGGUCUGUCUUACUCUCUCAGCGUCGUCGAUGGAUCAAUUCUACUAUUCACAACUUGGGAGAACUUGUCUUCUUGCCUCAAUUAUGUGGUUUUUGUUGUUUCUCUAUGCGAUUUGUUGUUAUGCUAGACUUGAUUAGUACAUUAGUACAACCAGCCAUUGUAGGUUAUUUGGUCUAUCUGAUCUAUACGUUGGCUACUUCUUCAAAUAAUGUGCCUCUCAUGUCUAUCAUUACAAUUGCCGGUGUCUAUGGUUUACAAGCAAUCAUUUUUAUUAUGCACAAGAAAUGGGAGCAUAUCAUUUGGAUGAUCGUCUCUAUUUUUGCUAUUCCCGUAUUCUCGUUUUAUAUUCCUAUUUAUGCAUACUGGCAUUUUGAUGAUUUUUCAUGGGGUAAUACCCGUGUCGUUCUUGGGGACAAGGGCAAGAAGUUAGUUGUGGGUGCAGAUGAAGGCAAGUUUGAUCCCAAAUCAAUUCCUACUAUGACUUGGGACAAAUAUGAAGAGGCUCUCUACGCUGAAGAAUGGAACCAUAACAAUGAUGCUAUGUCUGUAGGUUCAAAAGGUUCAUAUCUUACGCAUGGAAGCUAUGCGAGCUAUGCGAGUAAGCAAUCACCACAUGCGAAGUCCAAUUAUGCAUCAAGUCAAUUUUCUUACGGCCAAAUGAUGGCUAACCAAUCAGCCAGCGCUUUGCCUGUUCAAAAUAACCAUUUGUCGUUUAUAUAUAAUAGAUCUUACCACUCUCUUGCGAGUGGUAUUAAUAAUCCUCAGUACAUUUAUAGUCCUACAUCUCCUCUUCAUCGAUAUGAAUAAACCAUCUUGUUUUAGUUUAAAGAACUAUUUUUUUACUUAUUCUUUUUUUAGUAUUACGUUACAAAGCUUUUGUCUUCCAAUAAAUACCGAGUAAAAGAAAACUCCCGAGUAUUUUUUUUAGAGUGAAUUAAUCAGACAUGAAUACUA
This is a messenger RNA of Gilbertella persicaria, 5601 nucleotides long. Its product is annotated as chitin synthase-domain-containing protein. Gene Ontology annotation, cellular component: cell periphery; myosin complex; cell septum. The transcript is spliced from 3 exons. The coding region runs from base 145 to 5454 and encodes 1769 amino acids. Gene Ontology annotation, molecular function: cytoskeletal motor activity; ATP binding; chitin synthase activity. The record is from RefSeq and is a predicted model, not a curated record. NCBI's taxonomy places the organism in Eukaryota, Fungi, Mucoromycota, Mucoromycetes, Mucorales, Choanephoraceae.